AUGGAGACUCGCCUGGCGCUGGAUAGCAAGGCCAAGCAGCUGAACCUCGCCUUCAAGAAGAAAUUCGUGCACAGUACCGACACCGAGCUCAAGGUUCAAGGUCGUCUGAAUACCACCAAUGCAGCGGCCACCGUCAACACCAGCCUCAACAAGUACUUUUACCUGGGCUCUUCCGUCGUGAAGCCGAAUGAGGCCUACCAGCCGGACACGAGGCUGAGGGUAGGACUGGGGGCCAAGGCAUCGACAUCCUCAGACGACGUCACCAUUAGUCUGAAUGCCAAGAAGAAGAUGGUGCUCAACCGUGUGCAGCAUCUGACGCGCAAUCGUGUGGUGAUCGACAGCUACACCCACGCCGUCGCACGUGUGCACUACGACUUCAACCCCCGCAGCGAGACGUGGAGGGGCGAGGCGUCGGCCUGCUUGAGCCACGCAGUGCUCCGCUUCACGGAGGAUCAGGACCUGCGUGUCACCGCGGGUGUGCGAGCGCCGCUGACUCAGCACAGCGUCGGCCAGCCGGAGCCGUUCCUGAGGGUCCAGGCAAGGAGGCCGAGUGGCAAGGCGUGUGCGGAAAAUUGCUGGACGCUGAAUGUGGACCGCCACGGCGGCUGGAACGUGCUGUACGACCUCUGA
Auxenochlorella protothecoides is the source of this 630-nucleotide messenger RNA. RefSeq lists its product as hypothetical. The record is from RefSeq and is a predicted model, not a curated record. The transcript has 5 exons. Gene Ontology annotation, biological process: regulation of monoatomic anion transport. Bases 1 to 630 code for a protein of 209 amino acids. Lineage: Eukaryota; Viridiplantae; Chlorophyta; Trebouxiophyceae; Chlorellales; Chlorellaceae. Gene Ontology annotation, molecular function: voltage-gated monoatomic anion channel activity.